This is a messenger RNA of Candidula unifasciata, 2095 nucleotides long. The record is from the annotation of a GenBank genome assembly. Lineage: Eukaryota; Metazoa; Mollusca; Gastropoda; Stylommatophora; Geomitridae.
AUGGAUGUGAUAAUAUCAGGCCUAGUUCAUCUUGGUUUUUUUUUAGAAGCACAGUGUGUGGGGACCACUUGUGAUGAAUGCAUCUCAUCCAGUUACAGCUGUGCAUGGUGCACACAGAAGACUUUUACAGGACCUCGAUGUCAGCCAAGAGGUGCCUUAGUAGCAUCUGAAUGUGAGACCAGAUACAUUGAGAACCCAGAAUCUCAACAAAGAGUUGAUGAACAUGUGAGAGACGGCAAUGGACUUAAUCUCAAUGCUGUUCAAAUACAGCCUCAGAGAGUUCGUAUAACUACCAGAUCAAGAAAAGAUUACAAAUUUACCAUGACAUUCCGAGCCGCCAACAAUUUCCCUGUCGACCUGUACUUUUUGUUUGAUAAUUCCUACUCAAUGGCAAACCAUAUUAAGGAUCUGGCCAAACUCGCAAAUGACAUUGGAAAAUCAAUUGGCGAUAUAUCCAGCAACUAUCUCAUGGGAUAUGGUGUGUUUCAAGAUAAAGUAAUUUUGCCUUUCACAGAUACUUCUCCACCAAGGUUAGCCAAUCCUUGUUUUGAUAAAUCUGCAGUUGAUCCUGUAAUUUGUGCUCCACCAUUUGAAUUCAGACAUCUCCUUAACAUGACGAAGAGUAUUGCAUCAUUUAAGGAACAAGUAGACAAGACUGAAGUUACAGGAAAUAUAGAUUACCCAGAAGGCUCCUUGGAUGCCAUUCUGCAAGCAAUCACGUGCAAGUCUGAAAUAGGCUGGAGAUCUGUGAGCCGCAAGUUGCUAAUAUUUGCUUCCAAUGACAGAUUCCACCUGGCUGGGGAUGGACGGCUUGCUGGCAUUGUCAAUCCAAAUGAUGGUCAUUGCCAUUUAGAUGGAGCUGGAAAGUAUGCAAAAGAGUUAGAACAAGAUUAUCCUUCUGUUAGCCAGCUGGCAGAUAUCACUGAGAAAAAUGAGGUGCAUAUCAUCUUUGCUGUAACCAGUAACCAGUUGCAACUGUUUAAGUUGCUCACUGACAGGAUCCCCCAGUCCAAAGUGGAACUCUUGUCCAGUCCAAAUGACACCAGCAACAAAAACAUUAAGGAUAUCAUUGAGAAAAAAUACAGGGAAAUGAUAUCAGAAGUGGAGAUGGUUCAUACCAAAGUCAAAGGUGUAGAUGUUCAGAUCAAAGCUACAAGUGAAGAAUGCCAACUGAGAGGAACUAAUAAAUGCAAAGGUCUGGAGAUAGGGACAGAAAUUAAAUUUGAUGUGGAAGUGAAAGUAACUGAGUGUCCAUCCAAUCCUGAGGAGCGUAUCAAGGAGGUUGUUAUUUACCCUGAAUCUCUGAAGAAUGACAAGCUGGUUAUUGACAUUGAAAUGCUUUGUGAAUGUCCAUGCAGUGAAGACCAGAAAACAUGGGACACUAGCAGUAAUGUAUGCACAGCUGGAAAUGGAACUCUAAAAUGUGGUGUUUGUGAAUGUCACAAAGAUCGAUUUGGUUCACUUUGUGAAUGUGAUGCGACAGAUCUUGAUGGACCUAAUUCAGGAUGUAUAAAACCAGGAGAAAACUCUACCUUACUGUGCAGCGGGACUGGCAAAUGUGAAUGUGGGGUGUGCACGUGUGAUGAAGGGUACAGUGGGCCUUUCUGUGAAUGUAAUGAUCGAGCCUGUGGAAUCUUCCAGCGAGAAAUCUGUGGAGGGGCUAAUGGUCGCUGUGUGUGUGGUCAGUGUGUUUGUGAGCCGGACUUUACUGGUGAUGCCUGUGAAUGUCCUACAUCCAAUUCUAACUGCAUUUAUGAUGAGAAAGUGUGCAACAAUGCUGGAACAUGUGAAUGUGGCAAGUGCAAAUGUAAAGGAGAGGGCUACAUAGGCCAGUUCUGUGAGAACUGUUUUUUCUGUGGAAACUCAUUAUGCGAAGUGCCAACCUAUCGUCGCUGUGCACAGUGUGCUUGGUCAAGUCAAAAUGUAGACGACUGUCGUCAAGAUUGUCCAGAAAUUAAUCUUGUGGACACUAUAACAAGUGACGAGGGACCAAAUGUGUGCUCCAUCAUACAAGAUGAUGGUUGUUCACUGUAUUUCCAGAUAACUAGAUCCAGUAAUGGAACAGAUGUUGUUAUCAAUGUCCAGAAGACUACAA